Opisthorchis viverrini is the source of this 834-nucleotide messenger RNA. RefSeq lists its product as hypothetical. The transcript is spliced from 5 exons. Bases 1 to 834 code for a protein of 277 amino acids. Lineage: Eukaryota; Metazoa; Platyhelminthes; Trematoda; Opisthorchiida; Opisthorchiidae. The record is from RefSeq and is a predicted model, not a curated record.
AUGCACAUCUUCCAUCCAGAUCUUUCGCACCUUUUUACUUCAGCGGCAUUCCGGUCGAAAGUCUAUACACUUCUGACCAAGAUGUUGCAGCUGGACGACCAUCAUUAUUUUUACCCGAUAGACUACAAUAAAUACUCAAAAAACGCGUUCGUCAUGGCGGUUCAACAUUGUAGCAAGCUUUUUAUAGAAGACAAGCCAUUUUUAUAUUACACGGUAGAACGUCAAGGGAUGUGGGUAUCAAAGAACGUAAUGCAUGUUCAACGUAAGAUCUGUAGGAAUAUAGUUGCUCAGUACCAAAUUGAACACGCCAUCGAGAGGACAGCCGAUAUUUUACCGCACAUCAGUGUGAAAGUAAUUUUGUUUACGUAUUCUUUUGCUUGUGAAUGUUCCGUAAAUUAUCUUAAUCAAGUGACACGGUGCUUACCCCGGAAAAUCAAAGGACAUCCAUCCCAUCACGGAAAAUCUGGAUCAGCCAGACACGUGACAAAUGCUACUGUCAGUCAUUUGACUGAUCGAUCGACUGCCGAAAAAUUGAAAGUUAUUCGCCAAGGCAGUGAUUGUUGUUCAAGUAAUGGCAUCCUAAUUUUGCCAACAAGUUGCAACUGUAACACCUUCCGGUGCCUAGCUAAAAUGAUACCCGAAGGAAGCACGAGGGUUGGGAUACUGCCAGGUUGCCCAAGCCUAGACAGGGGAAGUCGAGAGGCAGAAGUCGGGUUCGAACCACGGACCUACCGGUCAAUAAAUUCGCGCUCUAACAACAUGGGCCAUCUCGCCCCAAAAAAGGACAACAAAACACAGCAACGUUUCAGUGUUCUCGCGGCAGAGUCGUAUUAG